GGACCGAUUACGGCACCUCUCGUGCCGUGUGUCCAAACGCACAAUAAAAUUGAAACUAUCACAAAAUUUCCUUCUUCUUUUUGGGUCCACCGCGCCUAAGGUUGCGCCCCGCUCUAACCGUCCUGACCUGUGCUUCUGGCGGAAAAUAAUGUCGCUUGGCAGUUUGGUUUCGAUCGUCGCCUCGUCAAGAUGACUGUCACCUAUGGAGUGGAAAAGUGUCCCAAAAAGUUCGAUGAGUAUCUGUGCAGCCUAUCGGAAAAGUAUCGUCAGCUGGCGAAGGAGCAGCUCAGAGAGGAUGACACUCUGCGGAAGCAGGCGUUGGAGGCGAUGCGGGCUUGGAUCGCUAAGCAUCCCUACAUCCGGCGAUGUCGAACGGAUUCGCUGUUCCUGUUGCGGUUCCUCAGGCAGAGAAAGUUUUCGAUCCCGUUGGCUUGUGAAACCCUAGAAAAGUAUCUAGCCAUGAGACAAACAUUUCCUCAGUGGUUCCAAAAUCUCAACCCAUCCCAGGAUGACAUGAAUGCAUUGACACAGAGUGAUGUGUUCCAAGCGCUCGGUUUCGAUGAAAAAGGCCGCAUUCUAAUUUUGAUUAAAUCAAAGAAUUUCAACGUGGAACGGUUCAACCUGAUCCAUCUGAUCCGGUACCUUCAUAUGAACAUGGAAAUCUUGUCCUGCGACGAACGGAUCCAGGUUGCUGGGAUUGUGCUGAUAGUUGAUUGCUUCGACACCACGAUGAUGCAUUUUACAUUGUUCAAUUUGUCCGAUAUGAAGAACAUGAUGCCGUACAUCAACCAUCUGCUUCCGGUGCGCUGCAGAGAAAUUCACGUGAUUCGCCUACCGAAGAUGAGUGUGACCCUGGUCGAUAUUCUGUUCACUUUUAUCAGCCCAAAGCUGAAGCAUCGGUUCUUCUUCCACAAAACGCUUCGAGAUGCCAAGAAGCACCUAGAUAAAUCGCUACUACCCACCGAGUACGAUGGAACAAACAGCUCGGCCGAGCUAUCGAUGAUCCUUCACCGGCAAGUGCACGACUCCCACGAAGAACUGACCCUGCUCGACCAGAUGGAGAUCGAUGUCAGCAAGUAUACAGCGCUGUGGAACCAAAAUCAUCCGGCCAGCGGGUGCGGUAAGGCGAGCGAAAUCGAAAGUGGCAUGGUGGGCAGCUUUAGGAAGCUCAACAUUGACUAGGGAUUCGAUGUGUUUAUAGUGUUGUGUUUAUAGUGAAAGUGUAUACGUAAGGUCGAUCAUAUCAAAACUACGGCACAGGCACAGGUACCGCAAAGGAAACUAAAUGGCAAAUUUGGGAUGUCUAGGCUGAGUCUGAUACGGUUUGAAGUGUGUUCAUUAUUCAGCAGUAUUUACCAAAAACGUGUUUCAGCUCAUUAAAAUUUAUGAUUUUUCUACGCUUUGUUUCCUAUCGAGUUUGGUGUGAUGAAAUGCGAUGAAUAGCGACGAAAUCAAAAGAUGUCGGUUGCAGUUUCGUAACCGAAUGGUGACUGCUGCAAAAUCGAAGCUUUUGAAUGGGAACUCGAGUCGGUUUUUCGCAAAAGAAACACUAGAGUUUUUUCGGAAACAGUUUGUGUAUGCAUAGCACAUUUAUCCGCACGAGAUGUUCAUUUAAAUCAUAAACUGAAUAAAUUUAAAAAUAUAACUAGAUUACGCCACACUUAUAUCCAUAAGCUAAUAGUAAUCGUUUUCG
This is a messenger RNA of Topomyia yanbarensis, 1693 nucleotides long. RefSeq names its product alpha-tocopherol transfer protein-like. NCBI's taxonomy places the organism in Eukaryota, Metazoa, Arthropoda, Insecta, Diptera, Culicidae. Gene Ontology annotation, molecular function: phosphatidylinositol bisphosphate binding. Bases 190 to 1182 code for a protein of 330 amino acids. The record is from RefSeq and is a predicted model, not a curated record. Gene Ontology annotation, cellular component: membrane. The transcript is spliced from 2 exons.